CUGGAGGGAUUCCACACACCCACUCUACCUUGGCAAAUAGGAAACUGCCAAGCCGGGGACAAGGAGCAAAGUCCUGGACAGGGGGUGGAGACCAGUCCCCAUAGAGGCCAGGCAGAGGGAAGAGUCCAGUACCCCGUGGGAAGUGCCACUCAGAACUGGUCUGCCAUGGACGUCCUUGUCCGACUCCUGCAGCUACUGGUGCUGCUCCUGACGCUGCCCCUACACCUGAUGGCUCUGCUGGGCUACUGGCAGCCCCUGUGUAAAAGCUACUUCCCCUACCUGAUGGCCCUGCUGACCACCAAGAGCAAUCGCAAGAUGGAGAGCAAGAAACGGGAGCUCUUUAGCCAGUUAAAGGAGCUUGAGGGAGCCUCCGGGAAGGUGGCCCUGUUGGAGCUGGGCUGUGGAACUGGUGCCAACUUCCAGUUCUACCCACCUGGCUGCAGGAUCACCUGCCUGGACCCAAAUCCCCACUUUGAGAAGUUCCUGACAAAGAGCAUGGCUGAGAACAGGCACCUCCAAUAUGAGCAAUUUGUGGUGGCUCCCGGAGAGGACAUGAAGCAGCUGGCCGAUGGCUCCAUGGACGCGGUGGUCUGCACUCUGGUGCUGUGCUCUGUGCAGAGCCCCAGGAAGGUCCUGCAGGAGGUCCAGAGAGUGCUGAGGCCGGGAGGAGUGCUGUUUUUCUGGGAGCACGUGGCUGAGCCACGUGGCAGCUGGGCCUUCAGGUGGCAGCAAAUUCUAGAGCCCACCUGGAAGCACAUUGGGGAUGGCUGCUGCCUCACCAGAGAGACCUGGAAGGAUCUGGAGAACUCCCAGUUCUCUAACAUCCAAAUGGAACUACAGCCCCCUCUCUUCAAGUGGCUACCUGUUGGGCCCCACAUCAUGGGAAAGGCUGUGAAAUAACCUUCCCAGCCCAAGGCGAUCAUUUGCUCCCUCCGCACCAGCCUCAUCUGUCUCACACCCAGCGGGGUCUGGUAGAAGAAUGAGAGAAGCCCUCCCCUCACCACUCUAGUCCCUCUGUCCCCACCUCUCCUGGGGGAAGCUCUAACUUCAGUCCCUCCUUCCACAGUAAAAGAGCCCUACUCCUACCCUGACCAGAGGGAGGAAAGA
Molecule: messenger RNA, 1107 nt
Organism: Nycticebus coucang (slow loris)
Lineage: Eukaryota; Metazoa; Chordata; Mammalia; Primates; Lorisidae
Gene: TMT1B
Product: thiol methyltransferase 1B
Exons: 2
Coding region: 166-900 (244 amino acids)
Molecular function (GO): S-adenosylmethionine-dependent methyltransferase activity
Source: RefSeq, a predicted model, not a curated record